Messenger RNA from Leguminivora glycinivorella, 687 nucleotides. RefSeq lists its product as uncharacterized. The coding region runs from base 60 to 398 and encodes 112 amino acids. The transcript is spliced from 2 exons. The record is from RefSeq and is a predicted model, not a curated record. Lineage: Eukaryota; Metazoa; Arthropoda; Insecta; Lepidoptera; Tortricidae.
UUGAAGACGGAGUUUUACCAGUGUAUUUAAUAGACGUACAAAGUCGAACAGCGACAAUAAUGAUCGUCUCCAGUACAGCGAUAGCUCUACUAAUCAUAAUGGAAGUAAUAGCUCAAAGGACAUAUUAUGCCGAGCCUCCAUCACCGCCUAAGAUAGAUUAUAGACCGGACAAAUGGUUAACCAGCACUGCAACAGAUAUGUGGUUUGGAAAGCAGACUUUUACAGAUAUUCUUGGACGAGAUUUGAAAGAGUUGGUCAAACGAACUAUUAGAUUAGGUCGGUCAACUACCAACCACAUCUUGAAAUACAGGCAGGUCAAUAAUACAAUAAAUUCAGCGCCGAAGGAGCUCAUAAGCCAGAUUUUGCAGAAAAUGCGAGCAAAUAAUACGCAAUUCUAACAGAAAAGGAAAUACCAUUUUGUCCGAGUUAAACAACCAUUCAUAAGUAAUCCGGAGAAACUAAAGAAAAGAAGACAAUUUUGUAAAAUCAGUUACCGGCGGGACGACCCAGGUAUCGCUGGGAGGACAAUGAGGUGGCGGAUCUGCGUCGACUUCAAGUCAGUGACUGGCAAGAGGCUGCGCAGAAUCGGAACAGGUCCAUAUAACAUAUAUUUUCUUUUUGUACAUACAUACAUCAGAGUAUGAAUUCAGCGUGUCGUCGCAAUGUCGUUCUACAUACAACCGAUGA